AGAAAAACCUCACAAAUCCAAACCCAUGCGAGCCUCAGCCAAGAAGGCGCUAGAUGAGAUGCAGGCCAUCCAAAGCGAGCAGCAGCGGCUGCAUCGUGAGGCACACGUCAGCGUACCGUACCAUCAGCCAAAGCCACGCACGCUCAAGGAGUUCCUGAGCCGGCGUACCAUAAACAAGCCAUUGGCCGUGGCUCUGGCCGGUGGAAGUCCCAUGCCCAACAAAAAAGAGCCGAGGAGAUCAAUGGGUCUGCGCAUGACUAGUGAGGAGUUGCAGGCAUAUGCCAAGCUAAUGGAGGAACGCGCCCAGGAGGCCACCGAGUUCUUUAAAUCUGAGUCAGAGCAUGAAGACGACGAUGAAGAGGAAGAACCAAUUGCAAAAAACUCAGCUGCGGUGGAUAUUGAAACAGAGGGCGGCGAACCAAAAAGCCAGUCCGAAGUCAAUGACCAUUUAGCACAGCCGGAAGCUGAGCCAGCCCCGUCCGUAGAUGUUGAGAGUGCUUUAGAACCCACUGAAGCCGAAGCAAUGAUCAUGGCAGAGGCUCAACCCAUGACAGAAGCGAUUUCACCCACUAAAACAGGGCUGGUUACUGAGAUCGUGGAAUUGCCCAAACUGGAUUUGAGCACACUGAACGUUACACCACCUUCUAAGCCCUCUACGCCACGAAUUAGCGAGGCUAUACGACGCCUGAAGGAUGAGAAGAGCAGCGAUGUGAGUCCUUCGCUGAAGGGAGAUGCCAACAUGGUGAUUGACCUGGAAACAGGCGACAUGUUCGCCAAGAAGCCAACCGGUGUAGAUGACUUGCUGCAACGUCUAAUAAAGACUCGUGAGACCAAAAAGCACAAGACUACGGAGACUGUCAACAUCUUGUCCACUGCACAUGGCAAACUGGAGCUGUCAAAGGUGAGCAUACAUCUCCACGAAGAGGAGCCUGUCAAUAAGGAGCAAAAGCCGGGCGCAGCCUACCAGAAAAUGCAGGAACAUCUGAAAACGUUGAUUACCAAAAAGCGAAUGGAGGAGUUACGCAAAAAGCAGGCUGAGGAAAUGGAAGAUGCAGUUGAUGAUGCUGAUGAAAACGAGGCUAUGGAUGUAGAUGAAGAUGAAGAAUAUGAACCAGAAGGAAAGCCAGGCAAAAGCCAACUGAUUAUUAAUGAUGAUGAGGAAAUUGUUGAGGAGCAGCUCGAAGAAGAUGCAGAGGAUGAUGAAGAAGCAGAUGCGGAACCUGAAGCUGCUGGUGGUGAAGCCGAAUCCGAACUGGAAGCAGAAUCGGAAACAGAGGUGGCAGCGGAGCCAGCAGACCCAGAAGCAACAAGCAACAGUAGCGACAGCGAACCAGAAGAGCAAACACAGACGGGCAAGCGUAAGAAUCGCAUUAUACGUGCAUUCCAGGACGACAACUCCGACGAGGAUGACGUCGAUUUGUUGCAGACACCCAAACCAAGCAAUGUGGCGCCAAUGACAGCCGCCCAGCUACAGUUAUCCGCUCACAAGCUAUUCGAUACAGAAGUUGAACGCACGGCCAGCGAUGAAGAGAAUGAACUGUUAGGCUUAUGUUCAGGGAGAUUUACUCAGUCCGACAUGUCGUCGGCAGCACCAACGGUUGGAGCACUUAUUAGUCAAAUACCUAUAACACAAGCAACACCAAACGAUCAAGCACCCGAUGAAUUGGAAGCGCUAUGUUCAGGCGCCUUUGAAACGCAACCGACCCCGCUGCCUGAGCCGGAGACCAAUCAAAUAUUGUCCAGCGAUGAGGAGCCAGCAGAACAUACAGAGACUGAGAAGCCGCGAACAAAAAAGUUGACUAAGAAGCGUCAAAAGAAGAAGGCCAAAUUGGGCUUCUCCGACGACGAAGAAAGCGAUGAAGAUCCAGCUGAUAAUAUGGACGAGGAGCAGCCGGAAAGCGAUGUAGAAGAGCCAGCAGAUGUGCCAGAAACAUUCAUCGACUAUGACUCCGAGGAGAAUGAAAUAGUUGUCGAGAUGACAAAAAAGGAUCGCAAAUUGCGUGCGGCCAACUUUAUGGAAAAAGAAGCUGAACUAUCUGAAUCAGAAUGGGGCUCAGCUGAUGAAGAUGAGAAGAACAUGGACAGAUAUGACAUUGAGCUGGGUGACGAAGAUCAGUUCGACCGCGAGAAGUUGCGUCACGAACUGGGACAGAUUCAUGCCCGCAAAAUGCUUGACCAGGACAUACGCGAGGUGCGCAGGAUUCAGGAGAUGCUCUUUGAGGAUGAAGAAGGUGCCGUACGUCAGCGUCAGUUUCGAUGGAAAAAUGCCGAAAAUGGUUUGGGUUUCAGUCUAGAUGAUCCACGCAAGGAGAACGCUGACGGUGAAGCCAACGCGGGCAGCGGCGAUGAGGAGAACGAGCAUUUGUGGCGCAAGAUUCGCUACGAGCGCGAGCAGUUGCUGCUCGAGAAUGGACUGAAGGGGGAAGCAACAGGAAGCGGCUUGCCUCUAUCCCCAGCUGUGGUUAACACCACUGUGCGCAAGCUGACCAUUAUAACGGCUAAAAAGACAACGGUGGAAGCGAAGAAGAGUUCACCAUUUUUGAUUUCAAAAAGCGUAAACGGCACACAACAACAACAACAGCAGCAGCGGGCCGUGCGUGGCUCAUUUCUGGUGCGGGACAAGGAGACACUCAGCAAACUGGCGGGCAUGACCAAAGGCGCAGCUGGCGAUAUGGACGGAUCAGCGGGCACUGUUUCCGUUAAGACGGCCAAAGCCAAGAACUUUGUGUUUGCCACGCUAACCGAGGAGGAGCAUGAGAAUCAAAAACGCAAAGCGGCCGAUUUACUAAACAGCAGCAAUGAGACGGGCGUCAAUUUUAUGAAAAAGCCACGUCUGGAGCCGCGACGUGAUAAGUGCCUUAUCGAUCAGCUGCUUUAGUGCAAACAAUUAAGUUAUAUUUAGCUGUA
This is a messenger RNA of Drosophila novamexicana, 2907 nucleotides long. RefSeq names its product claspin. Lineage: Eukaryota; Metazoa; Arthropoda; Insecta; Diptera; Drosophilidae. The coding region runs from base 26 to 2878 and encodes 950 amino acids. Gene Ontology annotation, molecular function: anaphase-promoting complex binding. The transcript has 7 exons. Gene Ontology annotation, biological process: activation of protein kinase activity; mitotic DNA replication checkpoint signaling; mitotic G2 DNA damage checkpoint signaling. The record is from RefSeq and is a predicted model, not a curated record.